GAAGGAGUGAAGAGCCUCCCCCUCGGCCGACGCACACCCUCAGGGACCUCAACAGAAAAUUGGGGUUCCCACCGGCCCGCUAAUUCAUCACUUACACGGAGCAAGGGCAAAGCCACAGAAAUCCGAACCGACGGAUCCCGGACAGAGGCGAUUCCCCGACGCCCCCCCAGCCCCCUGGAGCCUUUGUCCCCAACCCAAUCAUGACGUCUCCCCUGUGCUGGAUGGCCGCCACCAGUGCCACGGUGCCUCCUCAGGACCAGAUUCCGACUUCUUCCAAGUCCAAGCGCAGUCAAGAUCAGGCCAAAAGCCGCCCUAGAGGCAAGGUCGCGGGGCAGGCCUGGCCUCCAGUCCAUUCCAAGGGACCCAUCUAUGCCAGCCCCGGGAAGGUCGCUCUCCAAAUGCAGAUGGCUGAGUUACAAAAGAAGAUACAAGUAUUAGAGAGUGAUCGGAAGGCCUUUUAUGAGAGCACCCAGUGGAACAUCAAGAAGAAUCAGGAAACCAUGAACCAGCUACAUGAGGAUAACAGGGUGCUGCAACUACAGCUGAGGGACCUGCUCCAGGGAGAAGAGAAAGUGGUCCAGACAGUGAUUCAGGACUGGAAGUCAGAGAAGCCAUACCUGAAGAACAGGACAGGACAGCAGGCCCUGGAGCUCCUGGACCACCGGCUGAGUGAGAAGGUGAAGCAACGGAAUGGUCUGCGGCACCAGAUGGGAUUGCGGCAGAAGUGGCUGGAGGAGCUCCAGCUGCAGCACAGCCUACGUGAGCUGGAGAUGGAAGAGGUGCAAGAUAGCAACACUGAGAUGGCUAAGAUCUUGCGGAACCUGGAGAACCGUCUGGAGAAGGCUCGGAUGAAGGCGGAGGAGGCGGAACACAUCACCAAUGUGUACCUGCAGCUCAAGGCCUAUCUACAGGAAGAGAGCCUUCACUUCGAGAACCGUCUGGACUCCAUGGAGAGUGAGGUGGUGAAGACAAAACAUCAACUGGAGGAGAUGCGCGUGGUGAACCAGGAGGCACUCAACACCCAGAACACUGCCAAGAGUCAGCUGCAGUAUCUGGAGGAGACUGUGUUCCGAGAGCGCAAGAACCGCGAGCACUAUGUAACCGAGUUCAAGAAACUCGCAGACGAGAAGAAACUGCAGAACGAACGCAUGGAGCGCAAGACCCAGCGAGAGCACGUGCUGCUGCAGUCCGAAGAUACGAUCCAGGACAACCGGAAGGCCAAGGAGGAGGAUGUGCAGCUGCGCUGGAGCAUGUACCAGAUGGAGAUGCUCUUCAGCAAGGUCAAGGACGCCACUGGCGUGGCCGAAACGCACGCGGUGGUGCGGCGGUUCCUGGCGCAGAGCGACACCUUCACGCAGUUGGAGAUGCUCAAGAAUGAGAACAUGGAGCUGCUGCUGAAACUGAAGCAAGAGAAGGAGCAGCUGCAGCAGGAGCUCGAAGACCACAAGUACUCAGGGGAGGCCAUGCUAGUGAGUGAACAGAGGCUGCAGGCCGUGUUGCAGAGUAGCCUCAAUGCAGAGCAGCAGCGGAAGGCUAAGGCCCAGGCCGAGCUGAAGCAGGCCAUAUGGGCGAUGCAAAUCCUGAGGGAGGGCCUGGAGCACCUGGCGGGCAAGCUGAACCACCUCACAGUGGGCAGCCAGGGCUCUGAGGAAGAAGACCUACCCAGAACCACCCAGGACUUAGCCCCUCAGGAGGCCGGGGGCUCCGCUGUGAAAGAGCUGGAUCCCAAGGCCAGUGACUAUCUGCCCAAGCUGCUGGGCCUGGUGGAGGAGAAGCUGCUGGCGCUGCAGGCGCAGUUAGACAGACAGGACAUUCCGGAGAUGCUGCGCCACAUCGCGAAUCGCGAGUUCUACUCCAACCUGGAGGGAAAGCUGCCCGCGCACAACACCCGCAUCACCUUCCCCCUUGCCAUUCCCAAGGACAAGUUCUUUGACGAAGAGGAGACCGAGGACGAUAACAACGAACUGGUUUCUCGUGCGGAGCUCAAGAUCCACUCCCAGAAAUUAAUCGAUUUUCGCAGCAAGAAGCGCAACCGCUCUCGGAGGUCCUAGACUCGCCCUCGCACCCACCUGGCCUCUCCCGGCCCCGCGGAGCUCCCAAGCCCUCUGGGCCCAGCCACCGGCCCUCGGGGCCGCUCAAGGGCCGAGCGGCCCGCCCGGGAGCGAGCCGGCCAUCGGCGCCCGGAAUAAAUAUCCCCAGGCGGCCGCGCUGGCCUCGGAAUCACAAAAUAAAGGUCACCGACCAGC
This is a messenger RNA of Myotis brandtii (Brandt's bat), 2246 nucleotides long. It is a transcript of the gene ODAD3, whose product is annotated as coiled-coil domain containing 151. Gene Ontology annotation, cellular component: cilium. Gene Ontology annotation, biological process: outer dynein arm assembly; cilium movement. The transcript is spliced from 14 exons. The coding region runs from base 201 to 2051 and encodes 616 amino acids. Lineage: Eukaryota; Metazoa; Chordata; Mammalia; Chiroptera; Vespertilionidae. The record is from RefSeq and is a predicted model, not a curated record.